Messenger RNA from Cantharellus anzutake, 501 nucleotides. RefSeq lists its product as uncharacterized. The transcript has 3 exons. NCBI's taxonomy places the organism in Eukaryota, Fungi, Basidiomycota, Agaricomycetes, Cantharellales, Hydnaceae. Bases 1 to 501 code for a protein of 166 amino acids. The record is from RefSeq and is a predicted model, not a curated record.
AUGCUCCUCUCUGCUGUAUUCGCUUCACUCUUUAUCGCCUCCGGCGCAAUAGCUGCUUUUCUGGAUUCCCGUCAAUCUGGUUACCCAGCGUGCUUCCUCCCUUGCCUAAACGCCACCAUUAUCGACAAUUUUGGGUGCAAACCCAGUGAUUUCAGCUGUCUGUGCAAGAACCAAAAUUUCUUGGAUACAACGGCUCAGUGCUUGUACGACAAGUGCACCAAUCCUUCUGACAUCGCCCAGGCUAUUGCGACCUCUCAGGCAGCUUGCAAGGCGGCAGGUGUAAUUCUCACAUCCACCUACACCCCCACCCAAUCUCGCUCCCAAACUGGCUCUGGUGCCACUUCCUCAACUACAUUCGUCCCCACUACUGGGAGCGUCACCUCGACCUCGAACAGCGCGCCAUCAUCGACGAAGAAGGGUGCUGCCGUUGCGCUCAAAGUGAAUUCUAGACCUGCCGCAGGCGUUUUGGGUGCUGCGCUGCUGGCCGUUCUUGCUCUUUAG